UCGGCGAAGGAAACACACUAACUGACGUAGCGCCUUCCAAGUCUUCAACCGUUUGUGGUGGUCGGGCCGCGGAAGGGAAUGGUCCGUGUCGUUUUGGAGACUCGUGAGGAAGCAGCGCGGCGCCGUGUGAACACCCCCGCCAUGGCCCUGCUGAAGGUGGUGUUGGUGCUGCUGGUGGGCUGGUGUGCUGCUGCUCCCGCCCCCAUUCCUGCCCGCAUUCCUGACCCAGCCCCUGCCUCCGCCCCCGGCCCCGACCCUGCCUCCGACCCUGGCCCCGACCCUGCCUCCGCCCCUGGCCCCGACCCUGCCUCCGCCCCUUCGCCCGAGCACCCCGACACCAACGCCUCCUCCCACGCCGACGCUGCUACCCUCGACGAAGAACCAAGUGUGAGGGAAAAACGCUCUUUCCACCCUGAGCCGCCCGCGUCUGGUGGCGGCGGUGGUGGUGGCUCCACUUCCUCCACCUCCACCCCCUUCACCUUCCCAUCCUCCACCCCCUUCACCUUCCCAUCCUCCACCCCCUUCACUUUUCCUUCCUCCACCCCCUUCACUUUCAGCUCCACUCCCAAGCCCUUCACCUUCCGCCCCUUCACUUUCGGCCACUCCACCACCCCCAACCCCUUCACCUUCGUCCCCCCCACCACCUCCAGCCCCGUCUCCCCUUACUUCGCUGAUCCUCAAGGCCGCCCCGCCCCCUCGCCACCCACGCUGGGGCAAGAACUGACUCCACCACCCUCGAAGUGCCCCCACUUGGAGACCUUCUGCGACCCUUCCUCACCCUACCGAACGUUCAGUGGCCGCUGCAACAACCUCCAACACCCGGACUUCGGCGCCGCGGGUCAAGACUUCAUCCGCUUCCUCCCCCCAGCCUACGACGCUCCCGCACUGUUCCGCACCCAGUCGGUCCGCGGCGGUCUGCUGCCCAACCCUCGCCUGCUGAGCCUGCUGCUGCGCCAUGUACCGGAGGGCCACGGCCAGCCCGCCAACGCCCUCUUCGUCCAGAUGGGGCAGUUUCUGGACCACGACUUCGCCAUCACCACCACCGUCAGUAGUGGCGGUGACUCUGGGUUCAGCUGCCGCCCCUGCUCCUCUUGGGUCCACCCCCCCUGCGCGCCCAUCCCCAUCCCCGUCAACGACCCGUACAUGCCCCCCGUCACGGAGUCCGGCCAGCCCAGGUGCCUCCGCUUCACCAGGAGUGUGGGGCACGUCACCAGGGACGCGCAUGGCCGCAGGACUCUCCGGCAACCCAACAUGAACACGGCCUUCAUCGACAUGGCCCCGAUAUAUGGUAACGAGGCCUGCACGGCGGAGUCAAUAAGGGAGCGUCGCGGCGGGCGGCUACGGUCUGACACCAACCACAUGCCUCUGAUGCGGCCGGCCUCAGAGUUCCCGUUGUGCCGCUCGGAGGACGGUCACUGCAUGCACUCCGGAGACAACAGGGCCAACGAGAACCUUGGCCUGUCGAUGCUCCACGUGCUGUUCCACCGCGCCCACAACCACAUAGCGAAGGGGCUGCAGGGCGUCAAUCCACACUGGGACGACGAGCGGCUCUUCCAGGAGGCGAGGCGCAUCAACAUCGCCCGCUUCCAGAACCUUUUGUACCGCGAGUAUGUUCCCACGCUCAUCGGCUACCACGCGGCGGCCAAGGACCAGCUCAUCCCACACCACGAGGGCUACUUCUUGGACUACAACGCCUCCGUCAACCCCGCCAUCUUCAACGACUUCACCACCGCCGCCUUCAGGGUUGGUCACUCUCAGGUGCCCCAGUACUUCUUCAUGAUGGACGAGCGCUACCGACCCUACAAUCACGUGCCCCUCCACCAGACAUUCUUUAACCCGUCUUAUCUAAACCAGCCUGGCGCCUUUGAGCCCCUGAUGCGGGGGCUGUUGGCGACAUCCAAGCGGCCGACAGACCUCAGCUUCGUGGACUGCCUCAACAACAAGCUUUUCCAGGAGGGGGACGACCCGCUCUCCGGCCACGACCUCUUCGCCAUCAACAUUGCCAGAGGACGCGAUCACGGGUUGGCUUCCUACGUAAGGUAUUUAUCGAAGUGCAAGAUUAAGGAGGUGACGUCCUUCGCUGACCUCGAGUCCCUAAUGCCCCGAAGAACCGCUGACCUGCUCUCCAAGGCGUACGCUGACGUGCAGGACAUUGACCUCUACGUCGGGGGGCUGUCAGAGACGCCGAUGCCCGGGGCGAUGGUGGGGCCAACCUUUUCCUGCAUCCUCACCACACAGUUCAUCACGUCCAAGACCGGGGACAGGUUCUGGUUCGAGGGCCCGGGCGCCGGCUUCACCCUGGACCAGCUGCAAACCAUCAGACGGACGAGCCUCGCCAGCGUGUUGUGUGGCUGCUUCUACCAGUUCGACCCCCACGUGCCCGCCCAGGCCUUCCUCCUGCCCGACCAGCAAAGCAACCCUCUGAAGCGAUGCAGCGAGCUCCCGAAAAUCGACCUGGAGCUGUGGCGGGAGGUGCCCCACAGCCCCCCCACGCCCUGUCGCCACCUGGGCCACGACUACCAGGUGGGCCGCCCCGUGCCUGUCUCCCCCUGCCUCGUGUGCGUGUGCCAGAAGGACGGGGAGGUGUGGUGUCGCUGUAACCUGUCUGGCUGCACACACGAGCCAAAGGACUACCACUGCCGCCGAGUCUGUGGCCACACCGCCCCGGGCCCGCAGCCACAGCCACAGCCUCACCCACAGUACACGCUGCACUGAUUGUUAAUGUUGUUAAUCGUCGUUGUUUAUUGUUACCUGCGUGUGUGUGUGUUUGUGUGUGUAUGGCGAAGCGUGUGUGGCUGUAGCGAAGAUAAAUAAAUAUUAAGUAAUU
Messenger RNA from Eriocheir sinensis (Chinese mitten crab), 2827 nucleotides. RefSeq names its product peroxidase-like. Gene Ontology annotation, molecular function: heme binding; peroxidase activity. The record is from RefSeq and is a predicted model, not a curated record. Gene Ontology annotation, biological process: response to oxidative stress. The transcript is spliced from 17 exons. The coding region runs from base 79 to 2715 and encodes 878 amino acids. NCBI's taxonomy places the organism in Eukaryota, Metazoa, Arthropoda, Malacostraca, Decapoda, Varunidae.